This is a messenger RNA of Carassius auratus (goldfish), 4070 nucleotides long. RefSeq names its product NLR family CARD domain-containing protein 3-like. The record is from RefSeq and is a predicted model, not a curated record. Lineage: Eukaryota; Metazoa; Chordata; Actinopteri; Cypriniformes; Cyprinidae. The transcript is spliced from 5 exons. Bases 573 to 2957 code for a protein of 794 amino acids.
UAUCUUCAAACCUAAGCUGUUCAGCUGCAGUAUGUCAAAAGAGCGAAGAAAGGACUCUCUGUCUGAGAUGAGUCUCUCAGAGAAACAGAGUGUAAGAUCAGGCUCGCAUGUGUUCAGCUCUGUGUUUGUGAAGAGUGACUGUUCAAAAAGUCUUGGACCAAACUUAAGAGACAAAAAAACAUCAUCCAAAAAAAGGCUUCAGUUUGAAACAUUAGAUUCAGAUUUCCAGACUUACAGGGACCACAGCAAUGUCAAUGAUCUCCUAUGGAUCUUCCAGGUAAGAAAACACAUUUACAUUAUUUGUUUCAUAUUUAUAAGAAACAAAUAUAAUGUGAAGAAGUUAGGACACCCUAUUGAAUUACAUGGUUUCCCAUAUCAUGACAUAAUGAAAAAUGUAUCGGUACUUGUCAAGUCUUGAAAUUAGGAACAUAGGAAAUAAGAGGCUAAGUACUGUAGCAGUCAGAAGAAUCAGAAGAAUCAGAAUCAGAAAGAGCUUUAUUGCCAAGUAUGCUUACGCAUACAAGGAAUUUGUUUUAGUGACAUAAGCUUCCAGUACACAGAGACAACAACUUAUGAGAUACACCUAUGAGAUAAAAUUAAGACUAAAACUUUUCCUUCUGUGUUUAGACAAUCUGGUCUUCAUUCAUCAGCUGAAAUGUGGUUUAAAGAAGAAGUAUCAAUGUGUGUUUGAAGGAAUUGCAAAGCAAGGGGACUCUAUACUUCUGAAUAACAUCUACACAGAUCUCUAUAUCACUCAGGGUUGUAGUGAACAGGUCAAUACUGAACAUGAGAUAAGACAGAUUGAAGUGGCUUCUAGGCGUCAUGAAUCUCAAGAGAUACCGAUUGAGUGCAAAAAUUUGUUUGAAGCACCUGAACAAGACAAGCAGAUCAGAACUGUAAUGACAAAAGGAGUUGCUGGUAUCGGAAAAUCAGUCUCUGUGCAGAAGUUUGUUCUGGAUUGGGCUGAAGAAAAAGAAAAUCAAGAUAUCAGCUUCAUAUUUCCUCUUCCAUUCAGAGAGAUUAACUUAAUGGAAAAAGAAAAACAAAGUUUGACAGACCUUGUAAAUCAGUUUUUCCCAGAAAUAAAAGGAUUGAACCUUACAAGAAGAAAUAAUUUUAAAGUCAUGUUCAUCCUUGAUGGAUUGGAUGAAUGUCGACUUCCUCUGAACUUCGAUGGUAAUGAAACACGGUGUGAUGUAUCAUCACCAGCCUCUCUAGAUGUUCUCCUAACAAACCUCAUCAAGGGAAAUCUACUUCCUUCUGCUCUCAUCUGGAUCACCACCAGACCAGCAGCUGCCAGUAAGAUUCCUCCUGACUGUAUCGAUCGGCUGACAGAGAUACGAGGAUUCAAUGAUGCACAAAAGGAGGAGUAUUUCAAAAAAAGAUUCUUAGAUGACAAUCUGUCAAAAGAAAUACUUAAUCAUGUAAAAAAAUCAAAGAGUCUAUUUAUCAUGUGCCACAUCCCAGUCUUCUGCUGGAUUUCAUCCACUGUUCUCCAGAACAUUUUGGAAAUUAAAACAGAUAAUAAUCAGCAAAUCAAUCAGGCUGAUGACGCCUCCAAAACACUGCAGGAAUCAAACACUAUAGACACUCCUAAGACUCUGACACAAAUGUACACACACUUUCUCCGCUUUCAGAUCCAGCAGAGCAGACGAAAAUAUGAUGGACAAUACACACCAAAUGUUUCCUGGGAUAAAGAAGCCAUGCUUUCACUGGGGAAACUGGCAUUUGAUCAGCUGGAAAGAAACAACUUGAUCUUCUAUGACACAGAUCUGGAAGCCUGUGGUAUUGAUGUCUACAUGGCAUCAGUGUAUUCAGGCAUGUGUACCCAGAUCUUUAAGGAGGAAACAGGGAUCAUUCUUGGUACCAUGUACUGCUUUGUUCACUUGAGCAUUCAAGAGUUUAUUGCAGCCCUUUAUGCACAUCUGUUUCUAGACAUACACAAUAAAAGUGUGUUUGUUCAUGAGUCUAUAGAACAGAAAACAACUGAAACCAUGAUUGAUUUGCUCAAGACUGCAGUGGACAAGGCACUUGAGAGUGACAGCGGACACCUGGACCUUUUCCUUCGCUUCCUUCUCGGUCUGUCACUCCAGUCCAAUAGACUUCUCUUAGGAGGACUGUUGACACAGGAAGGCUGCAAUGAUCAGAUCAAAAAGGAAAUAGCCCAAUACAUCAAGCAGAAAUUAGAAGCUAAUCUGUCUCCAGAGAGAUCCAUCAAUCUGUUCUACUGUCUGAAUGAACUGAAUGACCAAACUCUGGUGAAAGAGAUUCAGACUCACCUUAGAGAAGGAAGUCUCUCAUCUGUUGAUCUUUCUCCUGCCCAGUGGUCUGCUGUGGCCUUUGUGUUGUUAACAUCAGAGGAGGAGAUGGAGGAGUUUGAGCUUCAGAAAUUCAAGAAAUCAGACGAGUGUCUCAUUAGAUUAUCAGCAGUCAUCAAAACCUCCAAAAGAGCUCUGUUAAAUGACUGCAGCUUAACAGACAGAAGUUGUUCAGCUCUGGUUGCUGUUCUUGGAUCAGACACCAGUCUGAAAGUGCUGAACAUGAACAAUAAUAAUCUGCAGGAUUCAGGUGUGAAGCUGCUCUGCACUGGACUGAAGAACAUAAUAUGUAAAUUGGAGAUACUAAGUGCAGUUUCACCAAAGAAUGUGGAUUGGUCGAUGUUCUCCAUGUUGCCUGUCUACUUGUGGAGAGAAAUACAGAGAGAAAAACAAGAAAGUCCAUCUGGCGUUUCAUUGGGUCCCCAUGAACUGAUCUGGAUGGCCUUUGAUCACACCAGGUCCUUUAUGUCUAUGUCUGAUGGACCAGUCUACUUUAUCAGGAAUAGUAUCAGUAUAGUCCACUGCUCUGUGGGAAUCUCGCCAGCUUUUCGCAUUAGUGUUGGAUUUCACCAAGGAUCAUGCCUUUUGUCCUUUUUAUUCAUCCUAUGUAUGGAUACGGCAAUGCCAGACAUCCAGUAAACACAUCUUUGGAUGCUCCUGUAUGCUAAUGACGUUCUACUCACAAAUGAAAAGCGUCAGAACCUCAAUGACCAAAUACAACAGUGGAAAGAUCGGCUGAAUAAAAAGGGACUAUGGAUCAAUCUUACAAAGACAGAGUAAAUAGAUUGUGGCCUACAAACUCUAGGUAUCUUCAUAGUAGACUAAUAGAUAGAAAGUCAAGACCUGAAAAAAAAGUGAAGUGCUUUAAAUACCUCGUUUCCACUCACUCAACACAUGGUGACAUCCUUCUCAGACACAUGUGCUCAUGACAUUGUCACCUGGUUAAAUUGGCAGCAAGUUUGUGGAAUGUUGGCCUACAUCCAAUAGCAGUAGGACCUUCCACACUUUGAAGAUGUGUAUGCUCCAGUGGUCGAGAGGGCUGACCUGACUGGACCAGGGUCGAAAUGAGGACAUGAUGAAAGCACUGGGAAAAGAUGAGGCGAUGUGCAGUUGGUACAGCCAUGUCAUCCACAGUGGAAAAAAAUCAGUUGCGGGAUGAACAUUGCAUCUUAGCCCUGAUGGACGGUAUUCACAGGGUGGACCCAAAAAAGAGAUGGAUGGACCGAAUAAAAUAAGACAUGAAACAAACCAUUGCUGCCCUUGAGAAUGCCCUGGCCUGGAAUAAUUGGAAAGCGAUGUACUGAAAUGCAGACACAGUACCAGUCCAGGAUAAAUGGUAGCAGGUAGAUUGGUGUUAUCACGGAAAAAUGCUUGCAAACUAGACCUUCAAACUGCAGUAUUGCGGAGAAGUAUGUUUAAGUGUUUAAAAUGUUGGCUUCAAAAUAGCUGGAAAAUGAAACACAUUUUGAGCACAUUAAUUUAUUCAAUGUUGUCUGAUGGUUUUUCUGUUUUUGCUUCAGUCAGCACCUCUACUUCUGCAGCUGUAAUGGUUCAGUUGUGUAUUUUCAGUAUUGUCUUUUUUUUCAGUCUAAGUAUGUGUGAUCUAACAGAGGAAAGCUGUUCAGCUCUUGCUUCAGUUCUCAGUUCAGACUCCAGCAGUCUGAAGGAUCUUGACCUGAGCAAUAAUAAUCUGCAAGAUUCAGGAGUGAAGUUGCUCUCUGAUGGACUAAAUGAAAAAUGUAAACUGAAGAA